Messenger RNA from Cucumis sativus (cucumber), 1085 nucleotides. Its product is annotated as probable esterase KAI2. Bases 92 to 904 code for a protein of 270 amino acids. The transcript is spliced from 2 exons. Gene Ontology annotation, biological process: response to karrikin. NCBI's taxonomy places the organism in Eukaryota, Viridiplantae, Streptophyta, Magnoliopsida, Cucurbitales, Cucurbitaceae. The record is from RefSeq and is a predicted model, not a curated record.
UGUGACUAUGGAGAUGCCUCGUCGUCCACCGGAAUAAAUAACAACCCAUCAAGAAAACGCAAACGCAACAGUUUUUCUUCAAAAUCAAAGCAUGGGAAUCGCGGAGGAUGCUCAGAAUGUGAAGGUAAUAGGGGCCGGACAGCAGAUUGUGGUUCUAGGGCAUGGAUUCGGAACAGAUCAAUCGGUGUGGAAACACCUAAUUCCACAUCUACUUGAUGAUUACAAGGUAAUUUUGUACGAUAACAUGGGUGCCGGAACUACUAAUCCUGAUUAUUUCGAUUUCGAGCGGUACAGAACUCUUGAAGGCUUUGCUUAUGAUCUUCUCGCCAUUUUGGAAGAACUUCAUGUUGAUUCCUGUGUGUUUCUUGGUCACUCUGUUUCCGCCAUGAUCGGCGCCCUUGCUUCCAUUACUCGCCCUGAUCUCUUCCAGAAGAUUAUUAUGCUCUCACCUUCCCCAAGGUAUUUAAACGAUGAAAACUACUUUGGAGGCUUUGAGCAAGAAGAUCUAGAGCAGUUAUUCCAAGCAAUGCAGUCAAAUUACAAGGCUUGGUGCUCUGGUUUUGCCCCGCUAGCUGUUGGUGGCGACAUGGACUCUGUUGCAGUUCAAGAGUUUAGUCGAACUCUAUUCAACAUGCGUCCAGACAUAGCGUUGAGUGUGGCGCAGACCAUCUUUCAAAGUGACAUGAGAAACAUACUUAGCUUCGUUACCGUCCCUUGUCACAUCAUCCAAAGUAUGAAGGACAUGGCGGUUCCAGUGGUCGUUUCAGAGUACCUCCACCGCAACCUCGGUGGCAACUCAAUUGUUGAAGUCAUGGAGUCAGACGGGCACUUGCCACAACUAAGCUCCCCUAAUACCGUGAUUCCGGUGCUUCUUAAGCAUAUUAAGUACGACAUUGCAACCUAGUUUUGUUGUUACGAGUGUGUAUAUAUAUUAUGUUUUUAUUUUCUUUCAUCCAUGAUUUGUUAGGAAUGGAUGUUUGGGAAACUUUACUCCAUGUCGCUUCCUUCUUAUGCCAAUAACGUAAUUGUGUUCGGGACUUCUCAUUUUAGUUUUUGAAAUUUGAGCCUAUUUGAUUUUCUAUCCA